Molecule: messenger RNA, 3015 nt
Organism: Theileria equi strain WA
Lineage: Eukaryota; Apicomplexa; Aconoidasida; Piroplasmida; Theileriidae
Exons: 2
Coding region: 1-3015 (1004 amino acids)
Biological process (GO): endosomal vesicle fusion; vesicle-mediated transport; autophagy
Cellular component (GO): cytoplasm; membrane
Molecular function (GO): protein binding
Source: RefSeq, a predicted model, not a curated record
AUGACGACGUUUAACAGUAAUAUCGUCCUUAGAUGGACUGAUGGGCCGGAAAUUGCCUCCGUUGCUUGGUGCCACGGCAAACUCUUUGUAGGAGCGGAAAGCGGAAUCGUAUACUCGUUUGGAUCAGACGAUAUCAAGAGUCCGGUUGACUACGAGACCCGCAAACAGCUACGUGUCUCUACAAAAAGAAUCACUCGGCUGAGUUCACUGGAGCCCAGAAAGGAGCUACUUGCCCUCGACUCUGAUGGUAAUCUACACAUUUUUAGCACUCUCCUAGACUCCAAAUCUACAGUACUCUGCAAGAAGGUGACCUGCUUUUGUAGACAAGCCGUAGAAUGUUCGGUAGGAGACAAAGAAAGCUCUCCCCCGAGCCUGGGUUCAUCAAAGAUCUUGCCAAUCACAUAUAUGGCCAAUAUCUGCGUUGCUUCCAGGCAAAAAAUUCAGAUUUUCUCUGCAAUUGGUGAAAAAAUUGUACAUCAAAGGGAUAUUACAACUCUAGACACACCUUCAAGUAUAUGCUGGCUAAAUAAUGCGAUCGUGUUUGGGUCUCCAAAAGCCUAUUCGAUAGUAGAUCAGGAUGGAACUACACAAAACGAGCUUUGCUCAAACGAUCCACUCAUGAUAGAGAACAAGGGACUAAACACGGAGUAUUCACACUCAAACAUCCUGGCGGCUACGUGUCUGGACAACGACGUUAUGGUAGUGUGCCAGAACAUUGGUGUAUUCUACAACACAGAGACAAUGAACCUUUCGCAAAAGAAUAGCAUCCAAUGGAGUGGUAAACUAGAAUUUUUGGGGUCCUGUCCUCCAUUUAUCAUUGGCCUUGUAUCACAUGGCAAGGUGGAAAUUUACGGUAUAAGAGACCAACUUCUCUAUAAGCAGAUUGAUCAAUCAAACAUUAAGAGCAUAUGUUUUAUGCAGGACAAGUGUCUAUUCUUGGCAUCCUCAUCUAGGGCGGUUUCUGCGAUUGAGCCUUCAAGUUACUAUGACAAUCUUUGUAGCCUUCUUGAGAGAGGAAAGAUUUCGGAGGCUCUUCAACUUGUGAAUCUCUACUUUGCUCCCAAUGAUCCUCGCAAACGCUCGGAAAUAAAAAUUUGUCAUACAAUUGCAGGAUGGAUUCGAUUCUCUGAGCUGAACUUUCCCUGUGCAUUUCAACAUUUUUCAUUUGGCACAGUGGACGUUUUAUAUUUGAUGAAAUUUUGGGAUUCCUACUAUCCAUCUGAGUUCUUUCAAUCGUGCAAAAGCAAUGAGGUUAUACCAGAUAUUCUCUUGAAAUUCAUUCCCAGGGCAACAAACAUAUCUGAAUUUGUAAAACAGGGAUUAGAAUGUAAAACGGUAGUUAGAAGUACUCAAGGGAAAAAUGAUGGAAAAUCAAGAAAUCCCUACAAGAUCAAAAAUAAAAAGUCACAAGAAGAAAUUUUGGAAAUCGCAAAUCGGUCAUUAUCUCUUUUUUUACUAAAAAGGAUUAAAAAUAUGGAUUUAGAACAAGGCUCAAAUUUUGAGCAUCCUAAAAACCUCAAAAAUAUACUAGUAACAGUUACCCUGCUUCUUUUGGCUGAAUAUGAUGAUCCUAGAUAUAAUCUCAUUCUCAAAAACAAGCUACACUCGUUAGUAGAUGUUCAGCACUCACGAUCACACCUAAUAAAAAUGGACAAGAGCAAUAUAUAUUCCAAAUUAUUGAUUAGAGAUGGACAAUUUAUCGAAGCGAUGGAUAUUCUGGCUGAUCUAAUAACAAGACGACCGAUAGACUCGAGCUUUGCUAAUGGUGAUGUUUCUAUAUAUUGUAUGGAAUUAUCCGCGUGUAUAAACACAGUAUUGGAAUCAUUUGGGCAACCGAAAUCUCAAGAUGUUGGUCUUGCGUCUACAUUCACGUCUGUACAUGUAAAGGAAAUGAUUUUCAAGUACCUUCCUAUUCUUUUGGAAAACUCGCCAUCAGCUGCCCUCGAAGUGUUGACGAGGAACCAUUCUGUACUUCCAAUCACAUCAAAUCAGAUUCUCACCAUGAUUGAUGAACAUUGUUAUAGAACCCACCCAGGAAUGGUAAAAAAUGAACUCCAAAUCAAAUACCUGGAGGACUUGGUUAUCACUCACAAAUCGGGGGGUGUUGAUGAAAAUACGCUGUUAGCUCAAUACUACAUUGAUUCCCUUUCUCCAACAUUUCCAAAGGAUCAUAAUAUAGAUGUCGUGGAACAUCAAAAGCAGAUGCUCUUUUCUCUUUUAGAGGGAAAUUAUACUUUUGAUAUUCCAAAACUGGAAUGCAUUGCUGAAGGAAUCGACUUGCCAGAAAUAAAAGUAAUCCUAAAUGCCAAGUUGGGAAGACACUAUCAAGCAAUAGAGACGAUAUUUACAUGUUGGGAUCGUAAUGUUUCAAUAUGUGAGGCUUACUGUCUCUGUUUCGGUGACUUCUUUACAUUUGAUCAGCUAAAUAAAGACUGUCCAUACAAACGCUUAUUUACCAAUUUCUCCUACUGGGUAGAAAAGGCCAAAACUUGGCCAAGUGACCACAUGGACCUCUACAAAAUCGACAGUGAAUCGCAAACCUCAAUAGACAAGCUAAUAAUGCAUCUUUUAAAUGUUGUAGCCGCCCAUACUAAAACGGAUCAAGAAUGUACAGACGUUACAAAGAAUAUUAUUCUAAAGUCUAUUCAUCUCUUUGAACACAAGUCAACUCUCAAUGGCCUAAAUAUACUAGAAUUCAUGCCAGAAGAUUGGAACUUUAGUCAAUUCUCAGACUUUUUUAAACACUUGCAACUGAAAAUACUACACGAACAACGAACUAAAUCCAUUAAAAAGGGCCUUGUCAAGACACUACAACUACAGACAAGCUGCUCAUUAUAUCAGUCUACAUCCGCUCCACCAAUCAAAAUUGAUGGAACUACCAUAUGCUCCAGUUGUCUGGAACCCAUCAGGAUCGGAAUGCCCAUCGCUAUGCCCGUACAACAGGGAAAAGAUGCUGAUAAAGGAUCAAAAACUAUACAAGUACUCCAUGAGUACUGUGCUAAAAAAGGUCCAUGA